Molecule: messenger RNA, 831 nt
Organism: Diceros bicornis minor
Lineage: Eukaryota; Metazoa; Chordata; Mammalia; Perissodactyla; Rhinocerotidae
Gene: RAB6B
Product: RAB6B, member RAS oncogene family
Exons: 8
Coding region: 68-694 (208 amino acids)
Molecular function (GO): GTP binding; GTPase activity
Source: RefSeq, a predicted model, not a curated record
CCUCCUCUCCCCUCCCUGCUCCUUCGCUUCUCCUCCUCCUCCUCUCCCGGCCCCGGCUGCCAGCACCAUGUCCGCAGGGGGAGAUUUUGGGAACCCACUGAGAAAAUUCAAGUUGGUGUUCCUGGGGGAGCAGAGCGUCGGGAAGACGUCUCUGAUCACUCGGUUCAUGUACGACAGCUUCGACAACACGUACCAGGCAACCAUUGGGAUUGACUUCUUGUCAAAAACCAUGUACUUGGAGGAUCGUACGGUGCGGCUGCAGCUCUGGGACACAGCCGGCCAGGAGAGGUUCCGCAGCCUGAUCCCCAGCUACAUCCGGGACUCCACGGUGGCUGUGGUGGUGUACGACAUCACAAAUCUCAACUCCUUCCAACAGACCUCUAAGUGGAUCGAUGAUGUCAGGACAGAGAGAGGCAGCGACGUCAUCAUCAUGCUGGUGGGCAACAAGACGGACCUAGCCGAUAAGAGGCAGAUAACCAUCGAGGAGGGGGAGCAGCGCGCCAAAGAACUGAGCGUCAUGUUCAUCGAGACCAGUGCGAAGACCGGCUACAAUGUGAAGCAGCUCUUCCGACGUGUGGCAUCGGCUCUGCCUGGAAUGGAGAAUGUCCAAGAGAAAAGCAAAGAAGGGAUGAUCGACAUCAAGCUGGACAAAGCCCAGGAGCCCCCGGCCAGCGAGGGCGGCUGCUCCUGCUAAUGCAGCCUGACCUGCCGGCUUCCUUCGACACUACUCGCUUGUUGUGUUGCUUCCUAUUGGUUAGCUUCCUAAAGGGGGGGUGGGAAACGAGCUUAUCAAGAGGGGAGGAUUUUUCUUUUCUCUCUGUCUCUAGGAGU